Molecule: messenger RNA, 1953 nt
Organism: Pyrenophora tritici-repentis Pt-1C-BFP
Lineage: Eukaryota; Fungi; Ascomycota; Dothideomycetes; Pleosporales; Pleosporaceae
Source: RefSeq, a predicted model, not a curated record
AUGGCCUACACAUACAUUGACCAAUCGCCCACUCUCGAGGAAUAUGACUCCGAGGAUAGUAUCUCACUUAGUGAUGAACAGCCAACGCAGCGUCAACUCAACGACCGCCGUCUUGCUCAAGCUAUCAACUACAUAGCUGAAGAAGGUGGCGAUGAUUCUCCUGGGACCUUUAUCAACCGCGUCGAUGCCAUUGACGAAGCUCUUCUCCAACGACUCUCUCAGCAAGGCCGCAAGUACGACCCUGCUCUCUACCGACGCGCGCAAGCUCUGGUCCAAGAAGUUCAACAUGAGUUUGAGGAGGCUGCUCAAGAGCCCUCCUCACCUUCCCUGAACAGUCUCGACUCUUCCAUGCUAGGGAGCGAAGACGAGUUUCCAGAAUAUCAUACGCCAUCAGCAGUCGACGCUCUAUACCGAGAAGGGGAGGAAAGCGAUGAAACCCCCAAGGAUGCCCGGCCUUCCGUGCCCGACAAGCAGAACAAAGUGGAACUCGAGAGGACAUUCAAGUACGGGGGCCCCGGUAACGAUCCAGAACUAUGGCUCAAGACUAUUCCAGCGGCUCUGCACUUCCCAGAGACCUUUCAGAUGGCACACUGGGAAAGUUUGAAAAUCGAUGCCGAUCUCCUUGAGUCAAACAAAAGGCUGAAAGCGCAGGGCAAUAUUGUGGAGACUAAUGUGCCCUAUGACCAUCCCCACCUUGAGCGAUAUAAGAGGCUUUCAAAAUAUGACUCUGGAUCGCGCUUCAAGCUCCCUGUAGCCCCAAUAGAAAUCCAAAUCAGCAUCAGCAAGCUAGGAACAUCACGGAAUGUUGCGAAAGUUGUUGAACAAUUCUCGAAGGGAACCAACGCGAAAGAACUAAUUAAGAAGGAUUAUGUGCCUCGAAUCUUCUUAGACGAGAUUGUAGUUGGAUCACAAGGACCAACUGAGAUUCGACGUGCUGUGAACACCACACCCACCAAGCCUCGCAAUCCUUCCGUUGGGAACAGUGUAUCAACCGACCCUAUCAAGACUACUCAGUCGAUUGGCAAGCCGACUGGAGCUAAGCUCCCGAAAACACCAGUCCCACUCAUCAAACACCGACAGAAGGAAGCUGACUAUGCGAACGAAGAGGCGCAAAAAGCGAAGGAAAGAAGGGAAGCCUUGUCGAAAAAAGCUCAAGAGGCAAGAGAAGCAGCCCGUCUCGCCAAACAGGAGGCGAUCAAAGCCGCUGAAAGAGCACAUGAAAUCCAGAAAGCAGUAGCAUUGAUGGGCACCCCCGUUGUUCGCAGAAUCGAUCGCACCCGCACAGAAGCCAUCGAAGCGAGUGGUCGUCGCCAAAGCGGCAUAAGCACCGGUCCUACGACACCGAAUAGUCCCAAAAAGCCACUUACGUCCGGAAAGGCCCCGACUACCAGUCCUCAGGCCACUGUGUCUCCAAAGCGCCCUCGCGGUCGCCCCCCCAAGAGCCCUGUGACAGCAUCUACCACAAAGCCAGCCGUUGUCCCUACUACCACACCAGUCAAGACCCCCGUGAAACCCAAACGCAAACUCAGCAUCGGCGCUAAACCGUACACGCCCGAGCCCAAGAAGCCGAAGGUCACAAACCCCGCAACCUCCUCGGUGCCAGGCUCUGGAAACAAAACCGUUCAUAUUGACUCAUACGAAUCAUCGGAAGAAGGAUAUGUCAUUAAGCCCAAGCCCAAGGUGAAGAAGCCGUCAAAGCCAGUGACAGAAACACCUAAGAGAAAGAAUAUUGGUGUCAAGACAGGCACUCGAGUUACCAAGUCUACGACCAAGGUUGGCAAGGUUGCUGCUGCGGGGCAGGCGGCGCAACAGGCAAAGACUAAGCGCGUGGUGGAGGAGUAUGUGGGUGAGAAGGAGUAUCAAAGCAUCAUGGAGGAGAAUAGGAAGAAGUUACAUGGAGAUGAUGUGCCGGAGGGGAGUACCAGGCGUGGGACGCCGUAUCUGAAGCGUUAG